AUGUGUGAAAAGAACGCGGGGCGAGAGAAGCCAAGUGACAGCAACGCCUACCGUGCGACGAUACGAUCUCUACGAUGCAGCUCCGCUGAAGCUCACCAAGUUGGGAUUAAUGAAAUAUGCGAGGACGUGCUCCUCGGACAGCUCAGGCAACUCGUGGAGUGGAUGCGGAAUGCAAUGAUGUCGGAACAUAGGCGAUGUCGCGCGUUAAAACACUUAGAUUUUGAAUGGGCGGUAGAAUUAAAUCGCUAUAGCCUGGAAUUUAUCGGACUUUGGCCAAAAAUGAAAGAAACGAUGCAAGAAAAAUUAAUGUCUAACAUACGAGUAUUACUGUUAAUAAUUAUGGUAACUUUUUUUGGUGUGAUUCCCUGCAUACACUCUUUGAUAAGAGUUUGGGGCGAUUUGAUGUCAAUGACAGACAAUUUACAAUUCACUUUACCUUUAGUGUCGAUGAUAAUGAAGCUCAUCGUCAUGUGGAGCAAAAAAGCUGCUCUUGCGCCACUCUUGUAUAUGAUUGCUAAAGAUUGGCUAAAAUUGAAAUCUGACGAAGAACGGAAGAUCAUGAUAAAAUGCGCACGGAUCCCUCGCAUGAUCAUAAUCUGCGGAUUUGUCAUAAUGUUUGCGUCAUUUAUUUUGUUAUUUAUUCUUCCGUGCUUCGGGAUUACCAUGCGAUACAUAACAAAUGUGACCGAUCCGGGCAAACCAUUGCCCCUGCAGACAUAUUACUUCUAUGACACAGAUACAAGUCCAUACUUCGAACUUACAUUCGUCGCCCAAGGUGUUACUCUCAUGGUGUCUGCCAUGAGUUAUACGGCGAUUGACAGUCUCUUUGGACUGUUGAUUUUUCAUGUCUGCGGUCAAUUGAAGAAUCUUAAGGGCCGUUUAAUGAUAGGUUCUGAAAAACAAUUAAAUUUUGAUUAUAUUUUAGCAGAUGCCAUAAUGGAUCAUGUACGCCUUAUCAGGUUUCGAAUACCUUAUUUUAUAAAAAAAAAUUUGUCAGAUUUCAUGUGGGCAAUUGAACUUCAUCGCUUAGGGUUAGAAAUAAUUGGAUUGUGGUCUAACAGUGAAAAAUUUAAGAAAAGUUUGUGGCCAAAAAUUCGGAUCGGCGUUAUUUUAAUUUUAUUAAUAUUUAUUUCUAUUCCGACGAUAUGUGCAAUUAUACGUGUUUGGGGCGAUAUGAUACUUCUAAUAGACAAUUUACAGAUUACAAUACCUAUACUGAUAGUAUCUGUGAAAUAUGUUAUCUUGCGAUGGAAACAAACAGUUCUCUGGUCAAUUAUGAAUAUGAUAGCGGAAGACUGGAUGGCAUUUAAACUGGAUGGAGAAAGAAAUGUGAUGAUAAAACGAGCACAAAUAGCGCGUUUUAUUAUGAUAAUUGGAUAUGUUCUCGCGAUAAUAGGGUUUCUCUCAGUAAUUAUCCCUCCUUAUUUUGGCAUUCAAAUAAUGUACGAUACAAAUUUUUCGAAUCGGAGCAAAUUGUUACCGCUGGAGACGUUUCAUUUCUACGAUACAGAUAAGAGUCCGCAAUAUGAAUUGACAUUUUUUGUUCAUAUCAUAACAACCUUAUUAGCAGCUAUUAUUUAUAUGUCUGUAGAUAUGCUUUUGAUACUAAUAAUUCUUCACAUUUGCGGUCAGUUAGAAAACUUCAAAUAUCGAUUACUUAGUUUGGUUUCGUGCAAAAAUUUCAACAAAGUUCUAAAUAAUAUUAUAGCGACUCAUCUACGACUUAUCAGAUUCGCCGAAAAAAUUGAAAAUAUAUAUUCUUUAAUGAUGCUAAUAAUGGUAUUUUAUUUUGGUAUUGUAUUUUGCCUAAGUGGUUUUAUAUUUACUGUCUUUCUUACUGAUAAAAAAAUGGAUGAUAUUAUUGUCAUAAAAGUUUACUAUUCAACAAUUCUUGUUAUUGCUUUAUUGAUGAAUACUUUUCUGUAUUGUGGUGCAGGAGAGCUUAUAAUAGAGCAUGUAUUAAAAACAUCGUCUGGUUAUAUAUCAUUUUUACUGACAAAACAUAGUUGA
Molecule: messenger RNA, 2010 nt
Organism: Atta colombica
Lineage: Eukaryota; Metazoa; Arthropoda; Insecta; Hymenoptera; Formicidae
Exons: 8
Coding region: 1-2010 (669 amino acids)
Biological process (GO): sensory perception of smell; detection of chemical stimulus involved in sensory perception of smell
Cellular component (GO): plasma membrane
Molecular function (GO): olfactory receptor activity; odorant binding
Source: RefSeq, a predicted model, not a curated record